Molecule: messenger RNA, 1484 nt
Organism: Glossina fuscipes
Lineage: Eukaryota; Metazoa; Arthropoda; Insecta; Diptera; Glossinidae
Gene: MESK4
Exons: 4
Coding region: 140-1123 (327 amino acids)
Source: RefSeq, a predicted model, not a curated record
AAAAGAAGAAGAAGAAGAAAAAACAAUAAAAAUUUUUAGUUUUAAUUGAACCGACGUGGGUGUACGGUAAAGGAAGAUUUACUGCAUUUACACACAUUUGAAUAAUUGUUGUUUUUUAAUUUACUUGCCCUUUGAAAUUAUGUCGGAGACAAUUGAUAUAUCAAGCGUAAGCAUAAACAGCACUUCAACGUUAUUUCAGAUUUUAAAAAAUUGUGCCAACUUUCAAUCAUACGAUAGCUUACCAACCGCGGAGUAUAACGACGUUUUCUCUAUCGAUUCCCAUAACAGCUUUUAUUUGGACUCCUAUCCAAAAAUGAUUGCUACAAAUACUUACUCAAUCAGCGGAAGUAUAUCGAAUCGGAGUGCUUCGAGCGAUGACUCUUGGCUCGAUAAUAAUAUACUUGAGGAAAAUGGUCGAAUUUCAUUAGCAUAUGAAAAUUUAAAAACUAUACCUCGACGGAUAGCGGAAAAAUAUGCUAUGCAAACAAAAUUUUUAGAUUUAAGUUACAAUAAUUUUCAAAAUCUAUCCUUCUUAUCAUUUUUCGAAGACUUGCAUACAUUGAUAUUGGACAGAAACAGCAAUUUGGAUGUUAACACAUUACCAUUCUUGCCGAACUUGAAGAUUUUGUGGAUUAACAAUUGCAAUAUUAAAAAUGUUGUUGACUGGAUACAUCGCAUACGUGCGCAGUGCCCAACACUGGAGCACCUAUCGAUUAUGGGAAAUCCGGGCAUUAAAGAAUCAUUCAAUUACUGCACUCUAAAUAUGUACGCUUCUGCUAUCUCGGCAUUAAACACAGGAGACAUUGAUACGUUAAUAAUGCAGCCCGCAAACACUGCAGUCGAUUACCGAGAAUACAUCCUGGGGAUGCUGACAAAUUUGGAGUAUCUUGAUGGGACGCCACGAAAUACUUUAUUGCUAAGCACAUCCGGUAAAAUUAACGCUAACGGUCGUAUACCUUCUUCGCCAACUACUUCCUUAAGCAAUGGAUCCUCCUCUCAAAGUCAAUGCAGUAAUAAUGGCAAUAACGAGCGCCAGCGUAAAAUUUCACCAACUCUUAGUUUCAAAGGUAUAUUUCGAAUGAAACGACGCAAAAUCUCUUACCCGAGCUCAUCCACAAACUGAUUUCACAAGAGAAAAAGAUAUGAGGGUAUAAUGACUACAAUUUAAACAUUUUGAGACAUAAUUAAAGGCAUCUGCGUUCAUUAAAUCAAUGAAAGGAACCACCUAGCAACUGAUCAUCGUGUUUACCAUCAUCCCUUCUUAUCAUGUUUUUCAAUUGUUGUGUGCUGUUAAUUGUGAAUAGUUGCAAAAAGCAAUUCAGUAUGCUUUACUAUGUACCCAAGCAAGCGUUUGCAGCGAUAAACAUGUUUGUUUUUUUUCUCUUUUUUUUGUGGUAUUUAAAGAAACAAAAACACACCCAUUUCCAUAUUAAAGACUUAAAUUAAUAAAUAUAAUUUUAAAAACUUAUGACAUUGUAACUAAA